AUGGCAAGCCUUCAAUACACCACCUACGACGUCUUUACGGACAAGAAGUUCACGGGCAACCCCUUGGCUGUCUGCGAAGUCCCCGAGGACGUCACGCUGACUGGGGAGCAAAAACAAACCAUCGCCAUCGAAUUCAACUACUCGGAAACCACUUUUUUGCACCCAUGCUCGAAUGCCGACGCAGAGAUACCAGAAUGGCCUCUGGAUAUCUUUACAGUAAAGACCGAACUGCCAUUUGCCGGCCACCCCACCAUUGGAACCGCGUGUCAUGUCUUGAGCAAGACUGGAAAGACGCAGGGCAGAUUCAAGGUCAAGGCCGGCAUCAUUGAACUCGAGUACAAAGACGGAGUAGCCAAAGCAUCCAUUCCUCACAACACCCACAUCCACACUUCGACCGACUUGACCGCCGAGGCAAUGUUGAACUGGCAAAGCGGCCUCAAACCCUUCUACCCCACCACCUCCGACCUACCUCUCGCAGCCGUGUCCCCAGUCAAAGGCAUGAACUUUGCAGUCAUCCAACUGCGAUCGCUCAAAGAACUCGCCGCUGUAACUCUACCAGGCACAGAGUUGAACUUUUCCCUCGACUCCUCCUGGUCCGUAGGCCCUUGCUUCAGCAAAUUCUACGUCAAGAUGCCUGAUCAGGGCGAUGGUGUGCAGCGUCUGCGCACUCGCAUGAUCGAAGGCAGUUUUGAAGAUCCGGCGACGGGGAGUGCUUGUUGUGGUUUGGCUGCUUAUUUGGUGUUGAUGGACAAGGUGCAGGAUGACACGGUCAAGUUUGAGAUUCUGCAGGCCGUGGAGAUUGGGAGACCCAGUGAGAUUGGCGUCGAGGUCGUGGUUAAGGACGGUGAAAUCAAGACGGUGGUGCUUUCUGGAAAAUCGGUUGGUGUUAUGGAGGGUAAGAUCUUUCAUGAGUAG
This is a messenger RNA of Aureobasidium namibiae CBS 147.97, 915 nucleotides long. Its product is annotated as Diaminopimelate epimerase-like protein. Lineage: Eukaryota; Fungi; Ascomycota; Dothideomycetes; Dothideales; Saccotheciaceae. Gene Ontology annotation, cellular component: cytoplasm. Gene Ontology annotation, molecular function: isomerase activity. The record is from RefSeq and is a predicted model, not a curated record. Gene Ontology annotation, biological process: biosynthetic process. The transcript has a single exon. Bases 1 to 915 code for a protein of 304 amino acids.